GAAUAUAUCGUUAACAUAAAACGCAGUCAUUGUUCAAAUGGAUCUAAAAAUGUUUGUCAUAAUUUUGUUGCUUUUAUUUUCCAGCUAAAAUUAAAGACCAUUCCAUGAAAUGAUGUGAUUGUAAUUUUUAACUGUAUGACGUGGAAAAUAUUUAUUUGUUGUGGCAAGCAAUGGGUUAUUUUGUGUAAAUCAUUUUGUGCGCCAACACAUACGUAUGCAUGAAACGUGUUCAUUUUGGUAUUAAAGUUAUCCAAAACCAAUUCGAUAUCACAUUGAUUUAGAACGGUUUGGUUCAACUGUCUACCGAAAACUGCAUUCAAUUAAAUCUCUAAAUAACAAACAGCUGAAAUGGGCGCGUUACUUUCGCCAUUCGGCCCGAACAAAUAAUUACAAUAUUUAAAGACAAUCGAAGCAAAAAUUCCAUUUUAUUCUCAAUUGUGUGGAUUGUUCAGUGUAUGUGGGAAAAAAGUGUUCGCAAUCCAUGGUGUGUCGUAAAAUGUUUAAAUAAAAAAAGUUUCGUUCAAUGUGUCGUUUUGUUUGCGGUUCGGUUCGGUGUGCGGUUUCAAUAUUGUGCGCUCUGUCAGUGUGAGUUGUGUGUAUGUGUGUUGAGAGCGCGCGGCUGGUGCCCGUUUUUCUUUCGUACUUUUUUAGUACAUGGUUGUAUGUAGCUGCCGUGUACAUGUGUAUGUUGCUUUGGUUGACAUUUCGAAAAAAAAUGCAAACCGAAAACGAAGAACCGAAUGACACAAAGCAAUAUGGCGGAGCAUCGUACUAUUUUUUUCUGAGUGUAUGUGAAUUAGUUGGCCAUUAGCCGCCAUUAUGGCUUUUUGUAAACCACGCGAUUUAACAAAAGUUUGUCAAACAUUUUUUAAUAAUUGUGACUGAGUGAAUGAAAAAAUCAGAAUGGAUAACAAUUAGGGAGAUUUUAAAUAAUUUUGUGAUGGUCCAAAACGACCGUUCUGCGGACCACCAAAUAAAAAUAAUUUUUUUUUUUGAAAAUCAGUCUUGUGUUUAUAAAAAAAAGAGAUGAGAAGAAAGAACGAAAAGUGAGAAGAAAAAAAAAUCAUCCAGCUACUACGACUUCGCAAUUGAUUUUCGCGUAUAUCCCUGUACGAUACACAUCACUGUUAUACACAGGCAAGCAGCAGCAGCAGCAGCAGUAACAACAACAACAACAACAACAACAACAGCAACAACAACAACAACAACAACAACUGUAGGAACAUAAUAAGAACGAAACCAAACCUAAAAUACACACAAAAAUGUCGAAAUUAUCGUUUCGGGCGAGGGCCCUAGAUCCAUCAAAACCAUUAAAUAUUCAUAUUGCGGAGGAAUUGCCGGAUUUGACGGAAUAUUCGGCAAUUAACCGUGCUGUUCCACAAAUGCCCAGUGGCAUGGAAAAGGAAGAAGAAUCCGAACAUCAUUUACAGCGAGCAAUAUGUACCGGUUUAAUAAUUCCAACACCAGAAGUAUUCGACAUCGAUCAGGAAUUCUACGAUCGACUUUAUCCGGAAGAUUUCAAAGUUUCCCGUCAACUGAUCCGUAUGCAACCACUUGGUAUCGAACAAGAUAUACCUGAUUAUGACAUGGAUAGUGCUGAUGAGGCGUGGAUAAGUUCGCAGAAUCGCCGUUUUGAUUUGUCACCGCUAAAAUUUGAAGAGAUGAUGGAUCGAUUGGAGAAGAGUUCCGGCCAAACGGUUGUCACACUGAACGAAGCGAAAGCAUUACUCAAACAAGAUGACGAAAUUAGCAUAGCCGUGUACGAUUAUUGGCUGAACAAACGUCUUACCACGCAGCAUCCACUGAUAUUAACCAUUAAGACGGAGAAUCGAGCCGGUUCGGCGGUAAACAAUCCAUACAUAGCAUUUAGAAGGCGAACCGAAAAGAUGCAAACGCGUAAAAAUCGAAAGAACGACGAAACCUCAUAUGAGAAAAUGCUUAAAUUGAAAAGAAACCUUAGUCGGGCUGUGACGUUACUUGAGAUGAUCAAGCGGCGUGAGAAAACGAAGCGCGAACACGUUCAUCUGGGUAUCGAAAUAUUCGAAAAACGAUAUCAAGCUAAGGAUUUCAAUGGAUACCUGCUGAACGAGUACACAAACAAUGCAGUGAAAAACUCGAGAUCGGCGUUCGCACCAUUGUAUGGGAAUCAAUAUUCAGGGCAACAAUCAAAUCAAUACUGGUCGAAUUCGGGAUCGCAUUAUGGAUCAAGUGGGAAUGCAACAGGUAUGUCAUCGCUGCUCAAUAAGCACAGUAGCAAUGACGUUGACGGAACACUUCACAAUAAUAAUCGAAAAGAAAAACGGCAAUACAAAAAGCGGAAGCACAAAAACCAACGCGAAAAACAAGUGUCCGGUUCUACCAUCGAUCACUUGGCAUCAUCUGAUGAGGACGAGCCAAUCAUUAACCUUAAUAACCACUUAGGACACGACACCGAAAACGAGGGACUUUAUCCAUUUAGGCGAAGUAGCUCAUGUCAAUACAAUCGGCCUCUAAUUAAUGAUCACGGUCAUUGGCCAUGGGAGACAAAAAGUGAACAUAGUGCUAAGUACCGGUUUACCUUAACAUCAAUCAGGCACCCAAAGGUAAGAUGUAUAGGAUUUUCUCGUCGACGACGUGGUCGAGGAGGUCGAAUCGUAUUGGACCGGAUCUCGACGAAUAUGGAUGAAUUUUGGGCAAAUCUUGACUACACCAUUUAUUCCGGCAACACAAAGCUGACCGCUAAGGAGAUAUGCCGGCAACACGAGCUCAAAAAAUUGCAACAGCAAGAGAGCCUCGUCAAUGAUAAAUCGCAAAGUAUUGUCAUCGAUUUAGAGCCACCAGCAAAUACCCCGAAAUCAUCCGGAUCAUCUUCAUCAUUAUUUCCGGCAGCAGCCAGUGCUAGCAGUGAUGAUAAAAUGGAAAAUAUUGUGAUAAAAACAGAAGAAAAGACAGCAGCGACAGUGAUGAACGAGUGUCUAGAUUCAGUGAAUCGAACUAAAGCCAAUAAUAGCGCGGCAAAUCAAGCGGCAACGGCGACGGCGGCGUCAAUCAUUGGCAAACAUUUCGAUGUUAAGCGAAAUACAGAUGUAAAUACGGCAACGACGACAACGUUGGACGCAAUUACAAAUAGAAAUAAUGGAACUGUCAAUAUUAUAAAUACGGACAACAAUAAUAAUAGUGGAAAUAAUAGCAACAACAGUAGCAAAAAUAAUAGUAAUAGCACUAGUAAUACAAAUAAUCGCUUAAGCAACAUAAAUAAUAUGUUUAGACUGCCCUCGAAUGCAAAUGCAGCAGAUGUACGAAGGCAUUUCAAUUUAGCACACUCAUCGCCAUUUGGAUCAUCACCCUCAUCAUCCACGUCGGACAAUGUUGUUAUUGUUGACGCAUCGGAAAACACGUCCACAAACUUACAGCAAAGUAAUAAUAGUUUAAGUAGCAAAGCUUUUACAAAUCACAUAUCGGAGAGUGCGAACGAUCUGUCGACGACAUUACAAACGGACGACGAAAAAGCGGUUACGAAUCAGUUGUAUUCCGAGUUGUUUGGCGAUUGGCUACACUUUCGGCCAAAGACACCGGACGAUGAGCUCGACGUGUAUGGCAAUUUCGGUGAAGAAUUCCCACAAUUCACUGAAAAUGCAUCACUAUCGGUGGAUAUUCAACGAAUCACCGACUCUGACGGCUUAACGGAUCAAAAUACCACCGGCAGUGCUGCUGCAGCUCUAUCGGUGCCGAGCGACGCAACAACUGGAAAGUACUCACCAAAAUUGAUCUUCGAUCAAACCACAGAUAACACAUUCAAAACAAAUCCAUUCUCGUACGAAUACCUGCAAGCAAACACACCGAAAAUCGAAACCUAUCCAUUCGAUUCAACGUCAUCGCCUCGCUACGAUGACGAAUCAUCGGCCGACGAACUGAAUCUCAGUGGAGACAGUUUGCCUGGGUUAACGCUCAGUUUGGGUGACAAUGAAGCAAAUGACAAGGCGAUCGAUACGCUGCUGGAAGAAUGCAAUGUUUUCGACUCUGUUGAAGAUCUGAAAUCAAUCAAUCCGAAUGCAUUCUGGAAUGGUUUGCUGGAUGAAAAUGGAUCACUACUGGAUGUUAUCGAUAGUAAGAAGCAGUCGGCCGAUGGUGCGGCAACUGCAGCGGCCUCAACAACGAACUCUACCGAUCGAAAGCCCAUACGACGAAGAUCAUAUCCAAAUCAACGAAUUGGACACUCGGCAUUCAACGUGGUAAAUUUGCAUGAUGACGAAAGCGUAUUUGUCAAGGGCGAUCCAAAGGAUGGCACCAACGCAAAACCGGCUGGCCAAGCAUCCAACAGCGGCGCCAAUGCGGACAAUUCAAACGUUGGUGGCGACGCGUCAACGUCGGUGAAAAAGGAAUUGGAUGGAAUCGAACUGGUUGAUACAAGCGCAGUGCCAAACAAUACAAUGGAAAUUCAAAUUAAAGAUGAACCAAUCGAUGAAAUAAACACAUUGAAUGUAGACGAACAUAGUUUACACGUUCGACCAAUUGUUCCUGUGAUUAAGACUGAACUCGGAAACAAUGUGCCGAUUGUUUCAAAUGCUACAAUCCAACGGCCUAUAACCAUACAACAAACGACUCACCUACAGCAUCAAGCGCCGCAUCAACAAACCUUUGCCACAAAUGAUCAAACGCUGAUACUGUCAUCGAGACCGAUUCGUCGACUGACAACGAACGGACCUGCCGAUGGAAAAGCCGGUAUCCAACAUUUGCUGAUCAAUCGAAAAUUCCAAAUGAUAACGCCACGCUCAAUGGGCUUGGACGAUAAGGAGGAUGUCAAACCGAAAAUUAUCGAAGGUGCUUAUCUCAAGUUACCGCCCGAUUUUAAUGUUGUGUCAUCAAAUGCAAUGUCAUCGUUGAAUGCAUCGAAUGCGACAUCGAAGCACAACUACAGUUUGCCACCACAAGCAGCCUUCCAUCAGCCCAUCACCCUGAUCGGACAACCGCAACAGAGCCAAAAUAAAGUGAUCAUCAAUCCGUCGCAUUUGUCUACCAAUCUAGCGCUGGCCACACAAUCAAUGUCCGAUAAAAUUACCAUCCCAACGUCGAAUAUCAAACUGAAUUUGGUGCCAUCAUUGGCGCAAGUGAUGCAAUCCGGCGGUGGCUUGGUGAUUGAUGCAAAGAGUGGCACUGUUACCGGUGACAUGGGUCAAGCAUCACAAGGUGGAUUGGAGCAAACGAUAUCCGGUGCCACAUCGUCGACGUCAUCACCCAACGUAUCCCAGAUACACUAUCAACAACAGCAAAAGAUGGGACAGCCCAUGGAUCGAACUCGAAUCUUGUACACAAAUCUAAAGAACAAUCGUGCCAGUGCACAGUUUUUGACCCAAAUCAAUCCAAAAGUGGUCAACAUUGUGAACAUUCCACAUAAGGGCAAUGCAGGUGGCGGUGGUGUUCAGGGUCUGGUCAAUAAAACGAUCCAACGGGUGGUGGUGUCGUCAAGUCAAUCACAAAAUCAACAAUUGGCCACGGCAUUCCGACAAUCGCAAAUGCAAUCCGCCGCAAAUGCCAAUUCAGCUCAAACAAGCAAUGCAUUGUUGGGCACAAAUGCAGCCGGCAACACAGUAAUCAUAACAACAAGCUCAGCAUCCGAUGGAUCUUCCAUUAUUUUCAAUGAUAUGAAUACAACAUCCACAAUUGCAAACAGUAUUAACACGAAUAAUAGCAACCAAACGAUAAAUUUGGGUAAUUUAACUGUAACCGCCGCCAGUGAAAAAAUGAAUCACAACGAUGGCAAUGCGACUACCAUAAACAGAUGAGGAAAUUUGGCAACAAUUUUCAUCCGAAUUUUGAUUCGGUGCAUUAAACACACACACACACACAAACAAUAAAAACGAAGAAAGAAAGGAAAAAAACAAAAAAUUUAUACUUGGUAUAUAUAGACAUUUAGGCAGUUUGUACGCAGGAUGCGUGAGAUGGGAAGAGAGAGCGAGCGAGCAAGAAAGAGAGAGAAAGAGAGCGUGUGUGUGAAUAAUUAUAAAUAUUGCAAUGAGGUUUGUGUCAUCUGAAGAUCUCACGAUGAUCGCCAGCACACGAUUCAACGCAUACACACUAGCUAAAA
Molecule: messenger RNA, 6064 nt
Organism: Sitodiplosis mosellana (orange wheat blossom midge)
Lineage: Eukaryota; Metazoa; Arthropoda; Insecta; Diptera; Cecidomyiidae
Gene: E(Pc)
Exons: 12
Coding region: 1263-5762 (1499 amino acids)
Biological process (GO): regulation of transcription by RNA polymerase II
Cellular component (GO): piccolo histone acetyltransferase complex
Source: RefSeq, a predicted model, not a curated record